AUGUCCUCCUUGUCACGGACGCUGUCUCGGGGAGGGCCGAUGCAGCCUCCAGGGUCUCGCCGCAUCCAAAGGACAGAGACUGCUGUCAACUUUGGUGAGCCCAUGUUUGACAGUGAGGUGGUGCCAUCGUCGCUUGUUGAGAUUGCGCCCAUCCUCCGUGUUGCCAAUGAGGUUGAGACGGCCAACCCUCGCGUCGCCUAUCUCUGCCGAUUCUAUGCAUUCGAAAAGGCUCACAGGUUAGAUCCGACUUCAAGUGGUCGUGGUGUCCGACAGUUCAAGACAGCUCUUCUACAGCGGCUUGAAAGGGAGAAUGAGCCCACCUUGAUGGGAAGGGGACAAAAGAGUGAUGCGUGGGGAAUCUGGGCCGCCUGUGCUUGA
Striga hermonthica is the source of this 378-nucleotide messenger RNA. Lineage: Eukaryota; Viridiplantae; Streptophyta; Magnoliopsida; Lamiales; Orobanchaceae. The record is from the annotation of a GenBank genome assembly.